Molecule: messenger RNA, 1737 nt
Organism: Microthlaspi erraticum
Lineage: Eukaryota; Viridiplantae; Streptophyta; Magnoliopsida; Brassicales; Brassicaceae
Source: the annotation of a GenBank genome assembly
AUGGAAAUGAAGACCCUUCUUCGAUCAAUCAGCUUUAAUGACAAUGAAUCUGAUUCAACCAUCGCUGAAUCACCCGAGACUAGAAAGACGAACAGAUCCCUUAGCUUCAAAGAGACACAGCAACCUAGAGUUUCUCCAGGAGAUGUGGAGAUCAAGUUUUCUGUAAAACCUUUAACCUUUUUGAAAGAAGAUGACAGAUACAAAAUCCCAAGAUGGAAACCUCCUACUGAAAACCCUUAUACUGAAAACGAUCAUGUCAAAGAUUUUUUAGCGUUAUUAGGUGACGGAAGAUACCAAGCUGCGUUAAAGUUGCAGAAGGUUUAUAGAAGCUUUCGAACCAGAAGAAGGCUAGCUGAUUGUGCUGUAGUCGUUGAGCAAAGAUGGUGGAAGGUACUUGACUUUGCCGAACUUAAAAGAAGCUCUAUAUCGUUUUUUGAAAUUGAGAAGCAAGAGACUGCAGUUUCACGCUGGUCUAGAGCAAGAACAAGAGCUGCUAAGGUGGGUAAAGGCUUGUCAAAGGACGAGAAAGCUCGGAAGUUGGCUUUGCAGCAUUGGCUUGAGGCGAUUGAUCCUCGACAUCGCUAUGGCCACAAUCUGCAAUUCUAUUAUCAUGCGUGGCUCCACUGUGACAGUAAACAACCUUUUUUUUACUGGCUUGACAUAGGACAAGGAAAAGAAUUGAACCACGAAAGAUGUCCAAGGUCAAAACUUUACCAACAAAGCAUCAAGUAUCUUGGUCCGACGGAAAGGGAGGCAUAUGAAGUGAUAAUUGAGGAUGGGAAACUAAAGUAUAAGCAUAGUGGGAUACUUUUUGACACAAAAGAAGGGCCUCCGGAUGCAAAGUGGAUCUUUGUCCUAAGCGUCUCUAAGAUAUUGUAUGCUGGAAUGAAGAGAAAGGGGAACUUUCAACAUUCGAGUUUUCUGGCCGGAGGAGCUACUUUAUCAGCUGGAAGAAUUGUGGUCGACGAUGGUGUUCUUAAGGCAGUUUGGCCUCACAGUGGACAUUAUCUUCCAACAGAAGAGAAUUUUCUGGCGUUCAUGUCAUUUCUUAAGGAGAACCAUGUAGACCUCACAGAUGUAAAGAAGAGUCCAGAUGAAGAAGAUGGAGAAGCUCAUCAUCAUCAUCAUCAUCAUAAAGUCAAGAGAAUGCCUUCAAGAAUCAAAGAGAUCGAAGACGAACAUUGUGACUUUGUGGACGCUCAGACCGGUCUAAGCCCACACGCUAAUCAUGCAGAGCUACAAACAUUUACAAGUUUCCAUUCAAAACUUGCAAGAACGAAGAUUCCCCACAACGACUUCGACACGAUUGAGGAAUAUGAUGAAGAUGAGGAAGAAGAGCCUGAAACACCAUCAGAAGAAGGGUAUGAGACAGCAGAAGAGACAUUCAUAGCUGAGGAAGAGUUCACAUACCCGAAGUCGAAUCUAUUCGAUGAAGACAUUGAAGAGUACGAGAAGCCUGUCCCCAAGGAGAAGAUAAUGAAACGUAUAGACUCACACAAAGGUAUCAAAUCAUACCAGUUAGCUGAGAGGCUACAUUCAAGAUGGAGUACAGGUGCAGGGCCUAGAAUCAGUUGCAUGAGAGAUUACCCAUCAGAGCUUCAGUUUAGGGUUCUUGAACAAGCUCAACUAUCUCCAAGAGCUAGCGCUUAUAACCCAUCUCCUUUUGCACCGGUUAGAACACGAGGAUCAAGUCUUGGGAGAAGUCCUUUGCCUCAAGAAGAACUUGAGAAGCUUUAG